CCUGUCCAUCUGUGGGUGGCCAAGGACGGUCUCUCACCUUGAAGUUUGCAUUUGGUGACAUGGAGGGACUGAGCCCUGCACGCAGAGGCCUUUUGGCAAAGCCAGCGACUGCCAGCCCCAGUCUGUCCUCACUGGGUGCUGUCUUCAUCCUCCUGAAAUCGGCGCUAGGGGCUGGCCUGCUCAACUUCCCCUGGGCCUUCCACAAGGCCGGCGGGGUGACCCCUGCCUUCCUGGUGGAGCUGGUGUCCUUGGCCUUCCUGAUCAGUGGGCUGGUUAUCCUGGGCUAUGCCGCCUCCGUCAGUGGCCAGACGACCUACCAGGGUGUGGUUGGAAGGCUGUGUGGACCAGCCAUUGGGAAGCUGUGUGAGGCCUGCUUCAUCGUCAACCUGCUCAUGAUCUCCGUGGCCUUCCUCAGGGUGAUCGGGGACCAGCUGGACAAGCUGUGUGACUUCCUCCUGCCCGGUGCUCUGCUGGCCCUGCCGCCCUGGUACGUCGACCAGCGCUUCACCUUGACCCUGCUCUCCGUGCUGGUCAUCCUGCCCCUGUCUGCCCCGAGGGAGAUCGGGUUCCAGAAAUUCACAAGCUUCCUAGGCACCCUGGCCGCCUGCUACCUGGCCCUGGUCAUCGUGGCGCAGUACUACCUCGGGGCCCAGGCCCUGGUGCGGGAGCCCCGCCCUGCCCUGAGUCCUUCCUCCUGGGCCUCCGUGUUUAGUGUCUUCCCCACCAUCUGCUUUGGAUUUCAGUGUCACGAAGCGGCUGUCUCCAUCUACUGCAGCAUGCGCAACCAGAGCCUGUCCCACUGGGCCCUGGUCUCCGUGCUGUCCCUGCUGGCCUGCUGCCUCGUCUACUCGCUGACGGGCGUUUACGGUUUCCUGACCUUUGGGACGGAAGUUUCUGCUGACAUCUUGAUGUCCUACCCGGGGGACGACGGAGUCAUCAUCGUUGCCCGAGUCCUCUUCGCCGUCUCCAUUGUGACCGUCUACCCCAUUGUGCUCUUCCUGGGCAGGUCGGUGAUGCAGGAUUUCUGGAGGAGGAGCUGCUGCCAGGCAUGUGGGCCCCGGGCCCUGGCCGACCCCUCAGGGCUAGGGGUCCGGAUGCUGCUGACCGUCCUGUGGGUCACCGUGACGCUCGCCAUGGCCCUGUUCCUGCCAGACCUCAGCGAGAUCAUCGGCAUCAUCGGCGGCAUCAGCUCCUUCUUCAUCUUCAUCUUCCCAGGUCUGUGCCUCAUCUGUGCCAUCAGCACCGAGCCGAUAGGACCAUGGGCCAGGUGCUGCCUGGAGGUCUGGGGAGUGGUGUCCGUGCUCGUCGGCACCUUCAUCUUCGGGCAGAGCACGGUGGCAGCUGUUCUGGAGCUCUUGUGA
Messenger RNA from Phyllostomus hastatus (greater spear-nosed bat), 1361 nucleotides. RefSeq names its product solute carrier family 38 member 8 (gene SLC38A8). The record is from RefSeq and is a predicted model, not a curated record. Bases 60 to 1361 code for a protein of 433 amino acids. The transcript is spliced from 11 exons. Gene Ontology annotation, biological process: amino acid transmembrane transport. NCBI's taxonomy places the organism in Eukaryota, Metazoa, Chordata, Mammalia, Chiroptera, Phyllostomidae. Gene Ontology annotation, molecular function: amino acid transmembrane transporter activity.